CUCUUGACCAUUGAACCCAACACCACACCUCCUUCCUUCGUUGGUAUCCCAUGGGCACAGUCGAUCCGCAGCGGCAGCUGGGACAGGCUUCACCAGCACCGACAUGGCGGUCGCUGCCAUUCUACAACUGCGUAGAGGCAUGUCCAUCCUCGAUGACCUUUGCUGGGCAGCCAGUCUCGCAGGUGCACUCGGUACUCCAUCUAGGCUCCUUCCCCAUUGGCGUACACCCAGCAAGCAGCGAUGAUGAUGGCCAACUCGCAACGUCCAGCGCAUCCAAGUCGUCUCUCCAGCUCGACUUUCCCCACCUCGUCACGCUCACCAAAGGACUCCUGGUACUGGUAGACCCUACAACUCUCCAGCCUCUUGCCCCGCCCUUCCCCGCAAUACAGGACGGAGCAGUGACCCAUGUAGAGUACGAAGCGACAUCUUCGCACCUCGUCGUCUUGUCGGAAGAUCAAGGCGGCACUGGCUUCCCCCUGUUGAGGAUAUGGAACCUCAAGACUAAUCUCGCCUCUCUUCGGUCCCGGAAGGGCGGAAGGGGUGAGGAUGGUCUUUGGCAAUGGAGGCCUCGGCUCAUGGCAGAGGGACGCGUUCAGCACGGCCGCAGACCGUUCCCUAUCGCUGCCGUGUCCGUCACCGCAGGGCUGGGGUAUCUUGCCUGCUCUUUGUCCAGCGGAGCAGUGUUGCUACUGCGAAAGCUGUCGACCACGCUGGAAGGCGCACCUCUACCCACAUCGGCCAACCCAAGCGGUCCUGCCGUUGCGCUGCCGAAGUUCAAGGUCGUCUACCAGCCCGGGGCAGACGCCGCUGCUUCUUCCUCGGCUGCGCCAGCUCCGGAGCAGGAGCCAGUGACGGCUCUCGCCUUCUCUUCCUCUGGCGAUGAAGGUCACUCGCAUUCGAAUCAAAGGCUUAGCCUCUUCAUCGCAACUCUGUCCAGAGUGAUGAAGUAUACUGUCUUGGGCAAAGGAGCGGGGAGUCCGCCUGUGACGCUUGAUGACAUCGGCUCACCUCUGGGCUGCUCAGUACUGCUGCCGCCUCUGGCAAGCUCCGGAGGGCCGGGAUCGGAAGGUACGGCAGAAGAGGCAAAGCUGCUCAUUGCCCGGCCAGAAGCGAUCUACACCAUCGGCUCGAACGGGAGGGAGGACUGCUAUGCCUAUGAGGGAUCGAAAGCCAAAGUCCUUCUUCUUCCGACGUCACGUCAUCUUGUCGUGCUGUCGCCUCCUCUAGACAGUAGCGAAUUGGGAUCUACAGGCGGAUCGUAUGGCGCUGCAGCUAACGGCUCGCAGACCAAUGGGGGUACAUACAGUCCCCCUGUGAGGGAAGCUGGGCAAGAGUUCACGCGGGUCAGCAUCUUCGACCUCGACGGCAAGUUCCUGUCCUACACUGGAACCUUCACUGGCGCCUUGCGAGCUGCCUUUCCCGACUCGGCUCCAUCUCCUGCGCUAGCAUCACAUAGAGAAGACGUUUUCCUGCUCUCUGAGUCGGGAUGUCUCUUCCAGCUCAGCGAGAAGCCUCUGAGGGAAAAGAUCGAGAUCCUGUACCGCAAGCAUCUCUUCCUCCUCGCGUCUCAGGUGGCCAAGUCGCACUUUGGCAGGCCGAACGCUCCUGUGUCUUCAGGAGCAGACAAGGACGACCCGGAGAGCGUCGAGAGGCUCAACGUGCUCUUGGGCGAGAUAUGGAUCAAGUAUGGAGACCAUUUGUAUGAGAAGGGAGAUCACGAGGGGAGCAUGAAGAUGGGCUACCUCAAGAGUGUCGGAGCUUUCGCUGGCGUUGCUGGAGCCUCCACGGGUGGUAAGAAAAGAGGCAGGAGGAAAGCUGGUGUUGGAGAGAGCUACAUCAUCCGCAAAUUCCUGGACGCCCAGCGCAUUCCACUUCUCACCCUCUACCUACAGGAGCUUCAUCGGAGAGGGCUGGCCAACUCAGAUCACACGACAUUGCUGCUGAAUUGCUACACAAAGAUGAAGGACACUACCUCCCUCGACCGCUUCAUCAGACGGUCCCACGUCACGACCUCUGGAAACGCAGACGGAGAUUCGAGUGACGAUGACUCGGCGAGCGUUACUCCUGCCGAGGCAGACGGCAAAGCUUCUCUCCCCUUUGACCUCCCAACGGCCAUCAAGGUCUGCCGUUCAGCCAACUACUUUGACCAAGCCGCCUACCUUGCGCGCAAGUUCGGUCUAGGAGAAGAGUACCUCAGAAUCAAGAUCGAAGACACUAAUCAGCCCUUCGAGGCUAUCGAGUGGCUCCGGACUCGGCAGGCCGCAGAGGUGAUAGAGUGUCUCAAGAUCUACGCCGGCCUGCUCUUGUCCGGAGGCGGGGGGAGCCAGAAGGAAGAAGCGGAACGACAGACUACGGACCUUCUCAUCGAGCUCUGCGCUGGCGCAUACAGGCCGAACGUCUCAAAUUCGUCAGGGGCCAUAGAGCAAGCGGCUAAAGCUGCCAAGUCUGCUGGGGAAGGCGGAUCACAUGGGAAAGGCUUUUUGAGCUACCUUACUGGAGCAGGCGGGGCAUCGACGGCUGCCACUGAGGCAGAGACGGAUGGCCAAGGCAAGAGGAGCGCCCCGAAGGCAGGACCAUACGUCAUCGGAGCUGACGCCAGUGCUGCAACAUCGAUCCAGGGAGGGGAAGGUGAGGCUCCCACCUCCGUCUCGAGCUCGGCUCCGUACGAGAUCCCCUCUGCCAGGCAAUUCUUCCCGCACUUUAUCCGUUACCCACGCUCCUUCCGUAGAUUCCUCGAGACUGUGGCGCUUGCUCGGUGGGGCCAGGCUGUGGAAGAAUCUGCCGCCGAGCUGGAUGUACUAAGUGACGAGGCGGAAGAUGUGUGGGAGGUCGAGGAUGAGCUGUAUGAGGAUGAAGACCGAAAGGAGCAGCGGUCUAUCUGGAAUACCCUGCUCGAGAUGUACCUCAAGGAAGGUCGCUCCUCCUCUCCGUCUGGAGCCUCGACGAACAAGGCGAUUGUGGCACCAGCCCCAUCAAAGAGCGGCACUGCUCUUUCCUCGGAUCAUCAACAAGCUCUCAACUUGCUACGUCAACAUCGUCACCUUCCCUACGACAUCCCUCACGCCCUGAUCCUCUGCGAGCACGAAGAGUUCACCGAGGGCAUUGUGGCCCUGUACGAGCGCAUGGGAAUGUACGAAGAGAUCAUCACCCUCUGGAUGGAGAAGGCUCAGGAGGAGCUCAAGAGCGUUCCCAGCGAUGUGUCCGACAAGUCUUCUUCUGUAUCAUUAAAACAGCAGAAUGGUCAAGCCUCAGCCGCAUCAACGUCAGAUGCCUGUCCAUCCUCAACACACGUCCUCUCCUACCUGGCGCGGUACCACACGCGCUCUCCUACGCUCUACACACAGGCUCUCUCCUUUCUCAUCUCUCACCCUCUACUGCUGAGCAAGCAUCGUGUCGAAGUGGAGGACAUUCUGGUGCAGAUCGAGGAGGAGCGUCUGAUGAGUACGUUGGAAAUUGUGGGGUUAUUGAGCAAGGAGGGAGGAUAUGCGAAUGUGGGACUCAUCAGGGCAUUCCUGGAGGGGAGAGUGAGAGAGGAGAGGGAGGAAGAAGAAGCGGACCACCGCCUAAUCGAGUCCUACCGAGCGGAGACGGCGCGCAAGGAAAAGGAGAUCGAAGAACUCACCACGGGCGAGCCGAGAGUGUUCCAAUCCAAUCGUUGCACAGCCUGUGGUGGUCAGCUGGACUUGCCCGCCGUGCACUUCAUGUGCAAACACUCCUACCACGCCCGCUGUCUAGGUGAGGCAGAGAACGAAUGCCCCUCGUGUGCGCGAGCUUACGGUGUGGUAAGGGAUAUCCGCAAGAAUAAUCAGGAGAUGGCUAGUAGGCAUGACUUGUUCCUACAAGAAGUACGCGAAGCAGACGACCCUUUUCAAGCCGUCGCGAGCAUGUUCAGUCGAGGCGUCUUCUCUCAAAGGGCGCUUGCUGCUUCUGCCGAGGCAUCGGCCGAGGCUGCUGCUGCUACUUCUGCUGCUACUGGUGCGGGUGAGACGUAGGCGGUUGACCCGAGGAGUGGUUUGGAUCGAGCAGUGCAGGCAUGGUUUUGUGUAUAUGCAUAUAUGUGGUUGCAAGAAGGAAAUACAAGGGAAAGAUGCGGGAGGCGGGUAGAGGCGUUGGACAGGAGAAGAGACAGGAGAGAGAGAGGAGGGGCAGCGGGCCAUUUGUACAUUCUGAAGGAGGGUGACUGCAGAGCGUGCAGCGAGGCGAGGAGUGGAGCAGAGCAGAGCAGAGUAGAGUAGAGUAGAGUAUAUAAUGCAUCCAUACCAAUCCUUCCCCUUGGCGUCUCCCUCUAUCCACUUCAGUGUCCCCCCUCCAUCAUCAACAAUCCAAAUCCUCCUACAAUGAAGCAG
Molecule: messenger RNA, 4346 nt
Organism: Microstroma glucosiphilum
Lineage: Eukaryota; Fungi; Basidiomycota; Exobasidiomycetes; Microstromatales; Microstromataceae
Exons: 5
Coding region: 153-3992 (1279 amino acids)
Biological process (GO): organelle fusion; vacuole organization; endosome organization
Cellular component (GO): HOPS complex; endosome
Molecular function (GO): protein-macromolecule adaptor activity
Source: RefSeq, a predicted model, not a curated record